UUACGAUGCGGACUUUUAUAAUUGUUUUUAACGUCAAAAGUCCGCAGUUUUACGGUAUAAAUUGGAGCAGAAUACCGGCAUAAUUUAUCCUGGGGCAUCCAAUCGCCAAAGCUUUAAGGUAAUAAGAUUAAAAUCCACUGCUAAUCAUGGUCCUUAAAGGCUUUGCUUUUCUGUUGUGUUUGUUUUGUGUGGCUUGUCAGUCUAAUGAAGUAGAUUUUCCAUCAAGUCAGAUACAAACAAAUGACAUUUGGGAAAAUAUUACACUUUUAAUUCCCCAAGCAGGACAAUUAGAAAAUGGUGCAGAUGAUGGAAACUUUGAAAUUCUGAAGGAUGUUAAAAAAGAUUUCUUAGAAGGUUUUGCGGAUAUUGCUAAAACAAUAGGAACAAUCGUAAAAACCUUUCAGAGAAAAGAUGUAGAAGACCUGGAAAAACCAUUGGAUAUCAAUGAAAGAGAAUUCUGGGAAGGGCUUGCAGAUUUCCCUAAUAAAAUAGGAAACUUCGUAAAAAACAUAAAAAACAGAAAUGCUGGCGACAUGGCAAUUCCAAUGGUAAACAAUAAAAGAUUUUUCAUCAAUGAUCUUAUAGACGCUGCUACCCAAAUAGCAGCAAUUGUAAAAUCCUUUCAGAAUAGAGAUGUCAGAGACAUGGAGAAUCCAUUGGAUAACAAUAAAAGAUUUUUCAUCGAUGAUCUUGCAGACGCUGCUACUAAAAUAGCAGCAAUUGUAAAAUCCUUUCAAAAUAGAGAUGUCAGAGACAUGGAGAAUCCAUUGGAUAUCAAUGAAAGAUUUUUGAUCAAUGAUCUUGUUGACGCUGCUACUAAAAUAGCAGCGAUUGUAAAAUCCUUUCAGAAUAGAGAUGUCAGAGACAUGGAGAAUCCAUUAGAUAUCAAUAAAAGAUUUUUGAUCGAUGAUCUUGCAGACGCUGCUACUAAAAUAGCAGCAAUUGUAAAAUCCUUUCAAAAUAGAGAUGUCAGAAACAUAGAGAAUCCAUUGGAUAUCAAUAAAAGAUUUUUCAUCAAUGAUCUUGUAGACGCUGCUACCCAAAUAGCAGCAAUUGUGAAAUCCUUUCAGAAUAGAGAUGUCAGAAACAUAGAGAAUCCAUUGGAUAUCAAUAAAAGAUUUUUUAUCGAUGAUCUUGCAGACGCUGCUACUAAAAUAGCAGCGAUUGCAAAAUCCUUUCAGAAUAGAGAUGUCAGAGACAUGGAGAAUCCAUUGGAUAUCAAUGAAAGAUUUUUGAUCAAUGAUCUUGCAGACGCUGCUAUUAAAAUAGCAGCAAUUGUAAAAUCCUUUCAGAAUAGAGAUGUCAGAGACAUGGAGAAUCCAUUGGAUAUCAAUGAAAGAUUUUUCAUCAAUGAUCUUGUAGACGCUGCUACCCAAAUAGCAGCAAUUGUGAAAUCCUUUCAGAAUAGAGAUGUCAGAAACAUAGAGAAUCCAUUGGAUAUCAAUAAAAAAAUUUUCAUCGAUGAUCUUGCAGACGCUGCUACUAAAAUAGCAGCGAUUGUAAAAUCCUUUCAGAAUAGAGAUGUCAGAGACAUGGAUAAUCCAUUGGAUAUCAAUGAAAGAUUUUUGAUCAAUGAUCUUGUAGACGCUGCUACUAAAAUAGCAGCAAUUGUAAAAUCCUUUCAGAAUAGAGAUGUCAGAGACAUGGAGAAUCCAUUAGAUAUCAAUAAAAGAUUUUUGAUCAAUGAUCUUGCAGACGCUGCUACUAAAAUAGCAGCAAUUGUAAAAUCCUUUCAGAAAAGAGAUGUCAGAGACAUGGAGAAUCCAUUGGAUAUCAAUGAAAGAUUUUUGAUCAAUGAUCUUGCAGACGCUGCUACUAAAAUAGCAGCAAUUGUAAAAUCCUUUCAGAAUAGAGAUGUCAGAAACAUAGAGAAUCCAUUGGAUAACAAUAAAAGAUUUUUCAUCGAUGAUCUUGCAGACGCUGCUAUUAAAAUAGCAGCAAUUGUAAAAUCCUUUCAGAAUAGAGAUGUCAGAGACAUGGAGAAUCCAUUGGAUAUCAAUGAAAGAUUUUUCAUCAAUGAUCUUGCAGAUUUUGCUGCUACUAAAAUAGUAGGACUUGUAAAUUCCUCUCAAGAAUAGAGAUGUCGGAAACAUGGAAAAUAGGAUGCAUAUCAAUAAUAAAGAUUUCUAAGAAGUGGUUGCCAACGUUUCCUCACGAUUACCAAUAAGUUCAAAGGCAAAACAAAAACGUUUAUGGGAUGAAGCAUAUAAAAGCAACACUUGAACUAUGACAACUGAAGGGUGACAGAACUGCUUUAAAUAUGACUUUAGUUAAUAUACCUCAAUUAUGCUAUACCGAUUAAAAUUAAAGUAUUUAUGCAAUUGAAUUUUAAUGUAAGCAUUAUAUCUGGCCAAAAUAUUUAAAGAUUAAUAAAGAAUGUAAAUAUUUA
Biomphalaria glabrata is the source of this 2389-nucleotide messenger RNA. RefSeq lists its product as uncharacterized. The transcript has 3 exons. Bases 147 to 2078 code for a protein of 643 amino acids. NCBI's taxonomy places the organism in Eukaryota, Metazoa, Mollusca, Gastropoda, Planorbidae. The record is from RefSeq and is a predicted model, not a curated record.